Nymphaea colorata (pocket water lily) is the source of this 2998-nucleotide messenger RNA. Its product is annotated as sec1 family domain-containing protein MIP3. Gene Ontology annotation, biological process: vesicle-mediated transport; intracellular protein transport. The transcript is spliced from 8 exons. Lineage: Eukaryota; Viridiplantae; Streptophyta; Magnoliopsida; Nymphaeales; Nymphaeaceae. Bases 168 to 2813 code for a protein of 881 amino acids. The record is from RefSeq and is a predicted model, not a curated record.
UCGCAGAGGAGGAAAAAAAAAAAACGACAAGACAUUUUACAUGGAGACGUGAGAGAGGGAGGGUCGAAUGUGGGCUGGCGUGGAUUCUCCCUCUUUCUGUCUGUCUUGAUCGGUCGAUGGGUAGCUUGGAAAUCAAAAGAUUCAUGAUCUUUUCUUCGUGAACAAAAAUGGGUUCUCUAGAUAUCGCCGAAUCGUGUUUGAAUUCUAUCCGUCAAAUAUCGGACGAGGUGGCAGAUGCCUUCCUUUACCUGGAUGCAGGUUGUUCUGAAGCUUUUCAAUUCAUGGGUGCAUUUUCGUUACUGAUGGAAAUUGGAGCACGUGCAAUUUGUAGUCUAGAGAACUUGUCAUAUUUUGAUCCUGUGAUUAACUGGAACUCCUGUCAUGUGGUUCCUGCAAAGAAGAUUGUGGUCAUAACAUCACGUCUAUUAAGUGAUGCCCAUCGGUAUAUUCUACGUUGCUUAAGCAUACAUCAAGAUGUUCUUCGUUGCACUAUAUUUACUUCAAUAUCGGAGGUAGCCCAUUCAGCAUAUAUUGAUACACCUCUGGGACCAGAUGCUUUUCGUGAAUAUGAAUCCUUACUGCUUCAAGACUAUGAAGAACUCAUGAGGAAACAAAGACUUGAGAAACAUGAUUUGUUUUCACAUGAUGCAGGAGACCAGCCAACACGAACACAUCAGCAGGAGGAGAACUUUGCUGAUGAGGGUUGGUUGCGGUUAGGCUUUCACAAACAGCAAAGCUCUAAGCUGCCUGAUUCACCCGACAAGGGUUUUGACCAGACUUAUCCGUUGAACGGUUCACAAGGUGCACGGUUGCCACUGGUCGUGUCAGUCCAGCACUUUCCAAUGAUUUUGUGCCCUCUUUCUCCCCACAUAUUUGUUUUACCAUCAGAGGGUGCAGUUGCAGAAGCAUGCUUAUCUAUUCAGCAAAAGGACUCUCUGAGCCCAGGGUUGCCUCCCAUAGCCAGUGGUUUGCCAUCUGAUGGUGAGGAGACGCCUCCAGGUGCAACCCUUACAGCACAUUUUCUUUACCAUUUGGCUGCUAAGAUGGAUCUGAAGCUGGAAAUAUUCUCUCUGGGUGAUUUAUCCAAGUCAAUUGGCAAGACACUAAUGGACAUGUCAAGUCUUUAUGAUGUAGCUGGUCGUAAUAAAAGAUCAGCUGGUUUAUUGCUUAUAGAUCGCACACUAGAUCUUAUUACACCAUGUUGCCAUGGUGAUUCUCUUGUUGAUCGGAUGCUCUCAUGUUUGCCGAGGAGCGAGAGAGCAACAUUUGGUCCACAAGUGAAAGGCUCCCAGCUCCAAAAUAAAUCUAUCUCUUCUGGCUUGAUGCGAGCUCCACUUGAUUUUAGAAUACCUUUUGACAGUAUUUUCUGUGGAGAAGAAUGCCCAACAAAUGGGACUCAGUUCAUGUCUGAAUGCAUUACGUCUUUUAUCUCUGGCUGGAGUUUGAAACACUCUGAAUUGGAAAGCACAGAUAUACCCCAGCAAGACGGCAAAUAUACCAGUGAUAGUGUUGGCGACUUUAAUACUUUUGCCAUGCAUGGAUCAUUCAUUUCCACUGGAAACCAUCUGGGGGAAAAUUGUUUAGAAGCAAUGUUUGAUAAAGGAACAAAAGAUGGAGCCUUGCUGAUAAAGAAGUGGCUUCAAGAAACUCUGUAUCAUGAGAGGGCAAAUUCCAGUGUAAAAAUUCGACCAGGAUUUCCUAAUACCAAUGAACUGAUGUCCAUGAUCAAAGCUAUUGCUUCAAAUCAAGCAUCCUUAUUAAGGAACAAGGGUAUUAUUCAGGUAGCACUUGCCAUCAAACUGGCUUUAAGUGAGCCUCAAAGCUCCCACUGGGAUGCAUUAGCAAGUGCUGAGAGAAUCCUAAGCGUCAGCACUGGGGAUAGUCAAACUCUUUCUAGUCAAAUUCAUGAUCUCCUGUGUAAAAGCAUCUCAAUGCAAUCUCAACAUUCUCAUGCUCAGAGAAGACAUGCUGGAGCUACGUCAGGACCUCUUUCAUUUCAAGAUGCCAUUAUUUUAACUGUUGUUGGUUACAUCUUAGCUGGUGAAAACUUCACUACAUCUGGGCUAGGUAGUCCUUUUUCUUGGGAAGAGGAGCGUUCACUGAAAGAAGCAAUUGUUGAUGCAAUACUUGAAUUUCCAGAUAUUGCCAAGUUUAGGUUCCUUCAUGACAUUGAAGAACAACUGCAUGAACACCACGAGAAGUUGAAAUCUCAAAAACCAGAGGAAACUCAAACAGCACAGCCAGUUAUUAAUUUUGAUGAGCAGUGGGGUAGUUGGGAGGAUGAUGAGACCGAAAAUAAUGAAGAUCAGCUAUACGGAGACAUGCAGUUGAAGCUAGAGUUGCGGGACCGAAUAGAUAACAUGUUCAAGGUUUUUCACAAAUUAUCAAGGUUGAAGAGGGAGUCAUCUUUCAGAGAAGGGCAACUAAUCAGAGACUAUAGUGGAUAUUCGUCCGUUGAUAGAGGCUUAGUUUACAAGCUUCUUAGCCUGCUGCUCAGAAAGCAUGAUAUACCUGGUUUGGAAUACCAUUCUUCAGCAGUCGGACGGAUUCUUAAAAGUGGGUUUGGUCGAUUUGGGCUUGUACAGGCAAAACCGAGGUUUGGAGACCAGAGCAUUCUUAUAAUUUUUGUAGUGGGAGGAGUUAAUGCAAGGGAGGUUCGGGAAGCCCGGGAAGCAUUGGUUGAAAGUGGAAAUACCCGUGCGGAACUACUUGUUGGUGGUACAACUCUUUUAAGCCCAGAUGACAUGUUUGAUUUGCUAUUUGGUUCUUGCUCUUUCCAAAGUUUUGAAGAUGUAAAGUCAAUGCCCAUAUAGAAGAUCUGGAUCAUUGUAAAUCUUGACUGUAUCAUAUAUGCGGGAAUAUAUUGGAAGUACCCAAUUGUGCAAAACAUGUCAAUUAUGUAUUUAGUUUUGUAGCUAAAGCAUCAGACUUUUGCAAAUUGUAAAAUUUUUGAAGAUAAAUUUCUUGAAGGCCUAGUUUACGCUGGUUGCGAACACAA